CAGGUUCCCGGUUGAAGAAACGGUCCGAAGUGACCUGUAGUAUUUGUAAACAUAAACACGUGGGCAAAACAAAAAUGCCCCCAAAGUCAAAACAACAGAAACAAGAAUGGCUUCAGUGUGUGAAAUGCAAACACUUGAUUUUUCAUAAAGACACUGAAAAGCAUCCCAUUGAAUGUGAUUUACAAAAAAAUUACACAAGUUGCAGCAUCAUUGGAAACAAACUCAGUGCAUUAAUUUCCCCUUUGAAUGCCUUAGAAGUUGGGAAGCUUGGUUUACCUCAUGAUUUAAGUGACAAUGUUAUUGUUGUUCAUCCCAGUACAAUGAAAUAUUGUGGGCUUGCCAUUGGACGACCAUGUUUAUUGGACAGUCAGUAUGUCAGUAUAGCCUGGCCUUCAACUUCCAUGGCCCAGACAUCAGUUGGGGUACCAGAUAAUUUAGUAAAUUUGCUGGAGAAAGAAUCUAGUGGAAAGUUAACAGUAGAGCCAUUAAAAUACGGACUUCCAACAGCUUCAGCGAUCUGCUUGAAGCAGAGCACUGAUGGGUUACCACCAGAGGAAAGUUGCUUUCAAGAUUUUGUCAGAAAUAAACUAUGUGGAAAUUGUUUUAAAAUAGGAAAUAAAGUAAACAUUAGUUAUUAUGGACAAAUGUAUCAGUUUGUAGUGACAGAUCUAACCAUACAAAGAACUCAAAAUCUCAACCAAUCAAAUGUUGAUGAACUAUCACAUGACCUUUCUGGAAUGAACAUGUCUGACAUGUCAUGUGACACAUCAUUUAAAUCACCUGGUACACCUUCAAGUUCAUUUGACAGAUCUUUAUCAUCUGAAAAUCAAAGUUUUAAUAAUUCUUCUCCAAUAUCAAGUACUCCAAAAUCUAAACCAAGGAAUUUAGACAUGUUUAAAACUCCAGAGCCUCCUGGCAAACAGAAUUUAAAGAUGGAUGAACAAUUUGCAAAAAUAGCCUCACAAACAAGACUGAUGAUUUUACGAGAUGAACCGAUUGAGGAAGACGAUAUAAAAGACAAAGUGACAUUUGAUUGGAUAGGAGGACUGAAAUCUCAGAUAAAAGUGUUAAGGGAAAUGAUUCAGCUUCCUCUAGCACAACCAGAACUCUUUAAAUCAUUUGGAAUACCUCCACCAAGAGGAGUGCUGAUAUAUGGUCCAUCAGGGACAGGGAAAUCAUUGUUGAUUAAAGCUGUAUCCAAUGAGGUUCAGGCACAUGUAAUAAGUGUAUCUUCAUCUGAUGUCAUUAGCAAAUUUUUUGGUGAAUCGGAACUAAAACUAAGAAACAUAUUCACAGAAGCAGAAGAACGAGCGCCAUCUAUAAUAGUUAUGGAUGAUGUAGAUUCUAUUUUACCAAGUCGAGAUAAAACACAAAAUGACUCCCAGAAAAGACUGGUAGCCACCAUGUUAACAUUGAUGGAUGGGAUAAGUCAGAACCAGAGAGAAGAUAAAGUUAUUAUGGUUGUAGCUGCUUGUUGUGUACCAGAUCAGAUUGAUCCAGCAUUGAGGCGACCUGGGAGAUUUGAUAAAGAAAUUGAAGUAGGAGUACCAACAUCACAAGAUAGAAGAGAGAUUUUACAAAAGCUGUUGCAGAAAGUGCCAAAUACUUUAGAGAAAGAAAUUAUAUUGAAAAUAGCAGAUAAAGCACAUGGUUUUGUUGGAGCAGACCUUGCUAGUGUUUGUCAACAAGCUAGUUUGAACUCUUUGAAGAGAACUCUAAAGAAUAGAGGGAAUCAAAUGGUGUCUGUUAGUGUGACUAAAGAUGAUAUAUCUGUUGCCAUGACAAUGGUACAGCCUAGUGGUAUGAGAGAAGUACAGUUAGAGAUUCCUCAGGUCCUUUGGAGUGACAUUGGAGGACAAGAAGAGAUUAAAUUAAAGUUGAAGCAGGCAGUAGAAUGGCCACUGUUACAUCCUGAGGCCUUUGAGAGGAUGGGAAUUAGUCCACCACGUGGUAUAUUGAUGUAUGGUCCUCCAGGAUGUUCCAAAACCAUGAUUGCUAAAGCCUUAGCGACAGAAAGUGGACUGAAUUUUAUUGCAAUAAAGGGACCUGAGCUGUUUAAUAAGUGGGUUGGAGAAUCAGAGAGAGCAGUAAGAGAAGUGUUCAGAAAGGCAAGAGCAGCAGCGCCAUCUAUUGUAUUCUUUGAUGAAAUUGAUGCAUUGGCUGUAGAAAGGGGGAGUUCUGGUGGGAGCAGUAAUGUUGGUGACAGAGUCCUAGCUCAGUUGUUGACAGAGAUUGAUGGAGUUGAAAGGUUAAAAGAUGUCACGAUUGUAGCUGCAACAAAUAGACCAGACAUGAUUGACAAGGCAUUAAUGAGACCAGGUCGAUUAGACAGGAUUCUGUAUGUACCAUUACCUGAUGAAAAAACAAGGCAUGAAAUAUUAAGAAUUAACCUUUGUAAAAUGCCAGUGGAGAGUUCUGUUGACAUUGAUUGGAUUGUACAGAAAACAGCGGGAUAUUCUGGAGCUGAGAUCUGUGCUGUUUGUCAUGAAGCAGCCAUGAGUGCUUUACAAGAAAACAUUGAUGCAAAAAAUGUGAAAUUAAAACAUUUUAGUGAUGCCCUGACAGUGGUGACACCUAGAAUAGAUUCUGAGCUUAUUAAAUUUUACAAUGACUAUCAAACAAAAAGUGGAAUAAAUUCUAUAUAAUUUAGAAGUAUUUUG
Mytilus trossulus (common blue mussel) is the source of this 2660-nucleotide messenger RNA. RefSeq names its product ATPase family gene 2 protein homolog A-like. NCBI's taxonomy places the organism in Eukaryota, Metazoa, Mollusca, Bivalvia, Mytilida, Mytilidae. The transcript has 15 exons. The record is from RefSeq and is a predicted model, not a curated record. Gene Ontology annotation, cellular component: cytoplasm. Bases 75 to 2645 code for a protein of 856 amino acids. Gene Ontology annotation, molecular function: ATP binding; ATP hydrolysis activity.